AUGCUUCGAACUUGGGCGAUUUUUCUGAGCUCUUGCUUUUGCACAGUCUACGCAGCCGAUCCCACAGCAGACAAGGUCACCAACUUGCCCGGGCUUACUUUUCAAAUCAAUUACGGUCUUUAUUCGGGAUAUUUGAAUGCUGGUAAAGGUGGAGACUGGAAAAUGCAUUAUUGGCUAGUCGAGUCGAAGACAAAUCCGACAACUGAUCCAGUGCUUGUUUGGUUUAAUGGCGGUCCCGGUUGUUCGUCUUUUGGUGGAGCUUUUGAGGAAAUGGGUCCAUUCUAUGUGGCGGCUGAUGGAAAAACCCUCUUUGAAAAUAAAUAUUCGUGGAAUUAUAGAGCGAACAUGCUUUUCCUCGAAUCGCCAAUCGGUGUCGGUUUCUCGUAUGACACGAAAGAUCCGAAAUUCGCCGACGCAAACGAUGAUCAAUCGCGAGAUAUGAACUACGAGGCGCUCACCGAUUUCUUCAACUCUUACACUCAGUACAAAAACCGAUCGUUUUUCCUGUCUGGUGAAUCGUACGCGGGUGUCUACAUUCCGAUGUUGACCGCUCGUUUAGGCCAAGGGAUCUCCGAUGGAACUUUUCCAAAUCCAAAUUUCCAAGGUUCGGCAAUUGGAAACGGGUACAUGGACGUGAAAAAAUUGUACAACUCGUUGGUCUUAUGGUCUGCGUAUCACGGUCGAGUCUCGAUGCAAGAAUGGGACUUCUUGAAGGCAAACUGUACCCAGGAUGUCGGUCAAUUGAAUGACAUGGACACGUACAAUUACUACAGUUACCUUGCCACUAAUAGCUCUCUCGAUUUUUCCUCGGACAACUCAACUUGCGGGGAUUUAAUCUUUCGAUUGGUCAGCUUGCCCGAUAGAAUGGAUCCCUACAACUACUAUCAAGACUGUUUCGAUCCCACCUGGCAAGCGGAUUGGGCAAAGAAAACGGGAGGCGCCAACCAUCGACAGUACGCGGCAAAAACGAGAAGGAUUCGCCGAAACGCCGAGAAAACCCCGGAGAUCCGUGCGCAGUACCCGAGCCUCGCAAAAAGCUUCAACUACGACUCGUCGGAUCCUUUCUUCGGCUAUCCGUGCUGGAAUGACGCCGGCCUUUGGAUCUGGGCCAACAAUCCAGAUGUGCAAAAGGCACUCAACAUCGACGCCGCUUGGAUGAAAACUGGGCUCACUUGGGAGGAUUGCAACGAUCCCAUUUAUUGGCAAUACAACAUGACAUGGACAAAUCAAUACUCAUUUUUCAAGGAUUUCCUUGCUGUAAACAAGAAUCCAAAUUUCCGUUUCUUGAUUUACAAUGGAGAUGUGGAUACGGUGUGCAAUUAUUUAGGUGAUGCAUGGUUUGUGAAAGAAGUGGCAAAGCAAAAUGGAAUGACGUCAAAUGAUCGAACCGAGUGGUGGUUCUCUGGCCAAUCGGCUGGCUACACUCAACGGUACACUGAUCCAACAAAAGGGAUUCUCAUCGAUAUUAUGACUGUCAAAGGUGCUGGUCACUUUGUGCCCACCGAUCGACCGGGUGCCGCGCGACAAAUGAUCACAAAUUUCAUAAUCGCUCCGUUGAAUGAACAACUCGACUACAAUUCGACAAUGUACGUCGACACGAUGCCAACAUUGUCUCCGAUUCUCGACGAUGGAAUGGAUACUCAAACGAAAAUCGCUCAAACGAACGCCUUUCUUUUAACCUUUGUGAUUGCUUGUAUGAAUUUGAUUUUU
Molecule: messenger RNA, 1710 nt
Organism: Mesorhabditis belari
Lineage: Eukaryota; Metazoa; Nematoda; Chromadorea; Rhabditida; Rhabditidae
Source: the annotation of a GenBank genome assembly